Messenger RNA from Eublepharis macularius, 1566 nucleotides. Its product is annotated as apolipoprotein A-IV-like. Gene Ontology annotation, molecular function: lipid binding. Gene Ontology annotation, biological process: lipoprotein metabolic process; lipid transport. The coding region runs from base 186 to 1289 and encodes 367 amino acids. Gene Ontology annotation, cellular component: extracellular region. Lineage: Eukaryota; Metazoa; Chordata; Lepidosauria; Squamata; Eublepharidae. The record is from RefSeq and is a predicted model, not a curated record. The transcript has 4 exons.
UCCACGUCUGUCUGCAGCUGCUAAAGUCCAAGCGCUCCGGAUAUGUCACCACCUGUCUGCGUGGAAGCAGGAAAAGCCACUGCAGGGCUAUAAAUACAGACCGGCCAAGCCACAGAAGACGAGCAGCAGUGACCACGAGCUCUCCCAUUCCUUGAGCAAUCCCCACACAAGCCAAGCAACAGAGGAUGGGUCUUAAGGCAGCUGCCUUGAUCUUCGGCCUCUUGGCCAUUGCAGGGGCCCAGGCCGAUGUCAGCGCUGACCAGGUGGCCGAUGUGGUGUGGACAUACUUCACCCAGCUGAGCAGCAAUGCCAAGGAGACCGUGGAGCAGCUGCAAAAGGCAGAGAUCAGCCAACAGCUUCACACCCUCUUCCAGGACAACCUCCAGAGCGUCAGCACGUACGCGGGAGACCUGCAGAGGCAGCUGAUCCCCUUUGCUGCCAAUCUGCCCGCUCAGUUGACCGAGGAGUCCAGGAAGCUGAAGGAGCAAAUCCAUCAAGAGCUGGAGCAGCUUCAGUCUCGGCUGUCCCCUCAUGCGGACAAGGUCCACCAGCAGAUCAGCAGGAACAUCCAGGAGCUGCGGACCAAGCUGAGCCCUUAUGCAGAGGAGCUGGGCACGCAGGUGGACAAGGACACGGCGGAGCUGCGUCAGCAGCUGGGGCUCUUGAGUCAGGAUCUGCAGGCCAAGCUCAAAGAGAACCUCGGCAACCUCCAGGCCUCCCUUGCCCCCUAUGCCGACAAACUGCAGCAGCAGAUCAACCAGAAGGUGGGGGACACCAAAAGGAAACUGACCCCCUAUGCUGAUGAGAUCAUGGCCAAGGUUGAUCAGGGUGUGGAAGAGCUGCACAGAAGCCUCAGCCCCUAUGCUGAGGAGCUGCAAGAGCAGCUGUCUCGGCAGCUGAAGGAGCUCUCCUUCCAGAUGAAGAAGGGCGUCGAGGAACUGCGAUCCCAGCUCUCAGAGAGGACCGAGGAGCUGCGCCUGAGCCUGACCCCCUACGCCCAAGAGCUGAGGGAAAAGCUAGAGGAGGGCGGGGCUGACCUGCGUGAGUCCAUGACCCUCUACGCCAAAGGCCUGGAUGGCAAAAUCAGCCAGCAGAUGGACGAGUUCCGACAGAGCGUGGUGCUCUACGGGGAGAACCUGAACAGGCUGCUGGUGCAGAAGAUGGAGGAGAUGAAGCAGAAGCUGGAGCCCCACACCGGCAACAUGGAGGACCAUCUUGUUUUCCUGGAGAAGGAUGUGAGGGACAGGGUCGCCUCCUUCCUGGACAGCCUGAGGCAGCUCGGAAACUGAAGGGGCCCCUUUUGCUCCCAGCAGAACCUGUCAUAGUCAAACGCCUUCUUUCUGACUCCACAGCUCCCUUCCUAUGCAUCUUCUUCUCUGCUUCCCACCCUCCCCAAGGACAUGAAUGAGAUGCCAGCAUGAUGCAGGACUGCACAGUCUAGUGUCAGGGGGGACCUUCGUCCCAAAUGAGGCGGGGAGGGGGACCUCACGGUAGCUGUACCGGUGCCUGCCAUUUCCAUGAGCAGGCAGACACACAGAUGAAAUAAAAAAGCCCCUCCGCAAUGCA